This is a messenger RNA of Ctenocephalides felis (cat flea), 1641 nucleotides long. RefSeq names its product spectrin alpha chain-like. Gene Ontology annotation, biological process: actin cytoskeleton organization. Bases 1 to 1641 code for a protein of 546 amino acids. Gene Ontology annotation, molecular function: actin filament binding. Lineage: Eukaryota; Metazoa; Arthropoda; Insecta; Siphonaptera; Pulicidae. The record is from RefSeq and is a predicted model, not a curated record. Gene Ontology annotation, cellular component: cell projection; cortical actin cytoskeleton; cell junction. The transcript has 11 exons.
AUGAGGACAGAAUUAAAGGACAGUGGCCAAUUCGACACAGCAGGAAUUCAAGAAAAGAGAACAUCGAUCAAUGAACGUUAUGAACGUGUUAGGAAUCUAGCAGCCCACAGACAACAGAGAUUAAACGAGGCCAACACUUGCAUCAGUUCUUCAGAGAUAUCGCUGACGAAGAAAGUUGGAUCAAGUCAGGAAAAGAAACUGUUGGUAAAUUCAGAAGAUUACGGACGUGAUUUAACUGGAGUCCAAAAUUUGAAGAAGAAACAUAAGCGUUUGGAAGCUGAAUUAGGUUCACACGAACCAGCCAUUCAAGCUGUACAGGAGGCUGGUGAAAAACUGAUGGACGUCUCCAACCUCGGUGUCCCAGAAAUUGAACAACGCCUCAAAGCCUUGAACCAAGCGUGGGCCGAGCUGAAGUCUUUGGCAGCCAACAGGGGACAGAAGUUGGGUGAGAGUUUGACAUAUCAGCAAUUCUUGGCCCAGGUUGAAGAGGAAGAGGCUUGGAUCAGUGAGAAGCAACAGCUGUUGGGAGUCGAGGAUUAUGGUGACAGCAUGGCAGCCGUGCAAGGGCUCUUGAAGAAGCAUGAUGCUUUCGAAAGCGACUUUGCAGCACAUAGAGACAGGUGCAAAGAUAUUUGUGAUACCGGUGCCAAUUUGGUAGAUGACAAAAAUCAUCACGGUGAUAGCAUUGCUCAACGUUGCCAGCAGUUACAGGGAAAACUGGAUGGCCUUUCAAAUCUGGCCAAACGUCGCAAGGGAUUGCUAUUAGACAACUCGGCCUAUUUGCAAUUCAUGUGGAAGGCUGAUGUCGUCGAAAGUUGGAUUGCUGAUAAAGAGACUCAUGUCAAGAGUGAAGAAUUUGGACGGGACUUGUCUACUGUUCAGACUCUUCUUACUAAACAGGAGACCUUUGAUGCCGGUCUUUUGGCUUUCGAACAAGAAGGUAUACAAAACAUUACCGCAUUGAAGGAUCAACUAAUUUCGGCCAAACACGAUCAAUCUCAAGCUAUUCUUAACAGACACAAGGAUGUUUUAGCCAGAUGGCAGCGUCUCCUGGGAGACUCCCGUGCUCGCAAGACCCGUUUGCUGGACAUGCAAGAACAGUUCAGACAGAUCGAGGAAUUAUAUUUGACAUUCGCAAAGAAGGCAUCAGCUUUCAAUUCCUGGUUCGAGAAUGCCGAAGAAGAUCUCACAGAUCCUGUCAGGUGCAACUCGAUUGAGGAAAUCCGUGCCCUGAGGGAGGCUCAUGCACAGUUCCAGGCUUCUUUGUCGUCUGCACAGGCUGAUUUUGAAGCCCUGGCUGCCCUCGAUCGCCAAAUCAGACGUUCAAUGUUGGCCCGAAUCCUAACACUGGUUCACCAUGGAGGCCUCGAAGACACCUGGAGGAACUUGCAGAAGAUAAUUGCUGAACGUGAUACUGAACUUGCUAAAGAAGCUCAACGACAAGACGAAAAUGAUAAAUUGAGGAAAGAGUUUGCAAGGCACGCCAAUGCUUUCCAUCAAUGGUACAGAAUAUUAGGUCUUUUGGCUUUCGAACAAGAAGGUAUACAAAACAUUACCGCAUUGAAGGAUCAACUAAUUUCGGCCAAACACGAUCAAUCUCAAGCUAUUCUCAACAGACAUAAGGAUGUUUUAGCCAGGUAA